Ziziphus jujuba (common jujube) is the source of this 1786-nucleotide messenger RNA. RefSeq names its product deSI-like protein At4g17486. The transcript has 5 exons. Lineage: Eukaryota; Viridiplantae; Streptophyta; Magnoliopsida; Rosales; Rhamnaceae. Gene Ontology annotation, molecular function: deubiquitinase activity. The coding region runs from base 707 to 1453 and encodes 248 amino acids. The record is from RefSeq and is a predicted model, not a curated record. Gene Ontology annotation, biological process: protein deubiquitination.
UGGAAGACUUGAAAAGAGGGAGGCAGUCAAAGAGAGUGGAUAACAUACAGACAGGAUUUCUUUCAUGGGUUUUUUUCAACUUUAGCCAGAAUGCUAAAUUUUAUCAUAUUUCUUUUUUGUCAUUUAUUAUAUUCUCUUUUCUCUUUUUUUACACUUUCUUGGGGUUAAUAAAAGCGACACUAGUUUCUGUGUUCAGAGCCAGCUUUCAUCUUUGUCAGAAAACAGCAAUAAACCACCCAACGUGUGGGUUUCAGAGGCACUACUACUGCUGCCCACACCUACACAAAACUCUCUCUACCUCCAUUUUCAAAAGCUUUUCUCACUGUUCUGAAAAAAUGUACACCUUGUGUCUUGGUUGAUGCAUUCUUUUCAUUCGGUGAUGGGUCUCUUUCUCUUAAGAGGGUCCUAAGCUGAGUCUGACACGGUGUGCGAUAUGUGAUCAAUCUACUUAGAAGUCAGUUGAACUCUUUUCGGCCCAUUUAAUUUUACAACUCAGUUAGCUUUACUAAAUAAGCUCCCGUUUACAUUCAUUUAACUCCAAAAGUAGAGUAAAUGUAGGUUUUGAAGAAUCACCAAAUUACUCGGUUCAAGAAAGACAUGGAGUGUUACUUGGUGAUCAUGGUCCUUAUAUUUCAAGGGUGAAGAAGAAGUUCCCUAUGAGAUCGUCGAAACUAGACAUUCACUGAUUCCUGGUUUCACCUUCAGCAUGAAAUCAGGAUCACAGAAUGGCUGGCAUUCUAUUGUGCCUCUUUGUUUGAAAAGAAGCAAAUCAUCCACCUAUUUUUGCAUGUUUCCAAAAGUGAAGGCAGCAGGCUAUAGUCCAGGCAGUGCACCUGUCUAUUUAAAUGUGUAUGACUUGACAUCUGCCAAUGGAUAUGUUUGUUGGGCUGGUGUUGGUAUCUUUCACUCCGGGGUUGAAGUUUAUGGUGUGGAAUAUGCCUUUGGAGCACAUGACUAUGCGUCAAGUGGUGUCUUUGAGGUUGAUCCUCGGCAAUGCCCUGGCUUCAAGUUUAGGAAGUCAAUUUUCAUGGGUACAACAUGCCUGGAUCCUUUCCAGAUUAGAGAGUUCAUGGAGCGCCAAUCUGCAAACUACAAUGGUGAUACAUAUCACUUGAUUGUUAAAAACUGCAAUCAUUUCUGUGAGGAUAUAUGUUACAAGUUGACUGGGAACCCAAUACCAAAAUGGGUAAAUCGCCUUGCAAAUAUAGGCUCAUUGUGCAACUGCUUACUCCCCCAGACCCUCAAGGCUACCACGGUUCGACAUGACCCCAAUUUCCAAGGAUACGAAAAUGAAAAGAAGAGGCUAAGAAGUGCCUUCAAUUGCUUGUCAUCAAUCUCAAUGCCUCAAAGGGAAGUAUCAAUGUCGUCAUUGUUUCUGCAUUCUCAUUAUAAAGGUUGCUUACCACCAUGGGAGUUGAGAAGGUCUAGAAAUCGCUCGCUGAAGGAAGGGUAAGAGUUUUCUCAUUUCUUUCGUCACUUUCUUAUUCCUGACAAGAACCAACCAUCUUCCACAGCAUUGAGUGACUGCGGCUUUAGGAGGGUAAACUAUGUGCUGUUGUUCUGAUCAAAGUGUAAAAAACGUGGGGAUUCAUCUUCUAUUCAGUCAUGCUAACAAAGUGUUUGUGAAGUUUGCUUAUUGUCUAUGUAAGAUUGUAGUGUGAAUCUUUGGUGUUAGAGCUACUAAGAUGCAGUCAUAGGACUGCAACAUGUUAUGAGAGCAACACAAAUAGAUGGGACAAAUUGUUUUUUUGGAAGUAUAUUAAGUUGUUCAAGUUCUAUUUACGCA